GCCCAACCGGGUAGGUUUCCGCUGCGCACCAUCUGCCCAGCCCUUUUUGGCACGGUGGUCGGAACCCUGGAGAGACACCAGAGCCAGGGGACAAGGAUUAGGGGUGGCCACAGCUGGCACAAGGAGGGCGGCUGGGGGUUGGGGAGAGGCAUCGCAGAGGGCCUUUGCCUCGGGCCGUGCGCCUCGGGCAGGCGGGCUGCCUAGCGGCCCUGCCCGCAGCUCCGACCGCCUCCUGCCAGAGGAAUGCUAGGACCCCGAAGGGCGUUCCUCGCGCGGCCGGGGCCCGAGUCAGUGCCGGGAUGGAGGAGUGUCGCGGGGGCGCCUCCCUGGCACUCGACCGCGCCUGCUGCACUGACAGGUCAACAGAAAGACGCUAGCGGGGCGCGUGCCAGCCUGGGAAUUGACACUUUAUCCUCUGUGCAGUAGCCUUUUGCAUUUCUGUAGGUUUGACUUCUGAUGACUCUGGCCUGAGUUCCAGGAUGGUUUUUUCUUGGGACCAGACAUGAACAAAAGUUGACCUCAUGAACACUUCAACCUCUCGAGCUGCCAUGCUCCUCCGGAGGCUGCGGCGACUCUCCUGGGGCAGCACCGCUGUCCAGCUCUUCAUCCUAACGGUGGUGACAUUUGGCCUGCUGGCCCCCCUGGCCUGUCACCGACUUCUACACUCUUACUUCUAUCUGCGCCAUUGGCAUCUGAACCAAAUGAGCCAAGAGUUCCUUCAGCAAAGCUUGAAAGAGGGCGAAGCUGCCCUCCACUAUUUUGAGGAGCUUCCCUCUGCCAAUGGCUCCGUGCCCAUUGUCUGGCAGGCCACCCCCCGGCCCUGGCUGGUGAUCACCAUCAUCACUGUGGACAGGCAGCCUGGCUUCCACUAUGUCUUGCAGGUGGUGUCCCAGUUCCACCGGCUUCUUCAGCAAUGUGGUCCCCAGUGUGAGGGGCACCAGCUCUUCCUGUGCAACGUGGAGCGUAGUGUGAGCCAUUUGGAUGCCAAGUUGCUCUCCAAGUAUGUCCCUGUGGCCAAUCGCUAUGAGGGCACUGAGGAUGAUUAUGGUGAUGACCCUUCGACCAACUCAUUUGAGAAAGAGAAGCAGGACUACGUCUAUUGCCUGGAGUCAUCCCUGCAGACCUACAACCCAGACUAUGUCCUGAUGGUAGAAGACGAUGCUGUUCCGGAAGAGCAGAUCUUCCCAGUCUUGGAGCACCUUCUGCGGGCUCGCUUCUCUGAGCCACAUCUCAGAGAUGCCCUUUAUCUGAAGCUCUAUCACCCCGAGAGGCUCCAGCACUACAUCAACCCAGAGCCCAUGCGGAUCCUGGAGUGGGUUGGUGUGGGCAUGUUGCUGGGGCCCUUACUAACCUGGAUAUACAUGAGGUUUGCCAGCCGCCCAGGGUUUAGCUGGCCUGUAGUGCUCUUCUUCUCCCUGUAUAGCAUGGGUCUGGUGGAGCUGGUGGGUCGGCACUAUUUCCUGGAACUGCGGCGGCUGAGUCCUUCCCUGUACAGCGUGGUUCCUGCCUCUCAGUGUUGCACCCCAGCCAUGCUCUUCCCUGCCCCUGCGGCCCGCCGGACCCUCACCUACCUGUCCCAAGUAUACUGCCACAAGGGUUUUGGCAAGGACAUGGCACUGUACUCGCUGUUGAGGGCCAAGGGAGAGAGGGCCUAUGUAGUGGAGCCGAACCUCGUGAAACACAUCGGGCUCUUCUCCAGUCUCCGGUACAACUUUCAUCCCAGUCUCCUCUAGGGUGCCAAGAAAUGCCUUUCUGAAGUCAGCCACUUCUUGAAGAUUCGAAUAUUGAUCUCUUUAUUUAGACAUGGUUGCCUGCAGGUAUUUCACUGUUUACUGUUGCUAGAGAUAUAGGCACUGGGGCAGCUGAGGACCAUCGGUAAGUCAAGAGCCUUGGCUUUGGUAGCCUCCUGGCAGGAGCAGCAGUUUGCCACAGGUCCGGACCUCUCCCUCCACACAGCCACACUGCCUCAUGCAGUCUGACCCACCCAGUGAGGGUGCCUUUGAACACUGGUUAUAUUCUCCUUUUGUUUUUAAGCUUUUCUUUGUGAUAGAGCUUGUGACUGCCAAAAAUCUUGUGCACAGUGAUAUGACUGUUUAAGGAUCUGAAGGGUAGAAUUGUGUGAAAGGUGAGAUCCUUUGGAAUUGAGUUCUUUCUCAUUAGGUAUGAAAAUGGAUGUAUGCUUAGAAUAUACGCCCAGUGAGGCAGGACCAUGUGGAUAGAUUCCAUUUGUUUCCUUGAUGUGGUGUAAUAAAAACUGAUAAAAGCCGUGCAGUGCCCAGCAUCUUGGAGGCAGGUGAUCUGGCUUUUCCGUUACCUGGCAUUUUCUUUUCCUAUAUGUCUGUAGUACAUUGAUAAUUAAUAUUGUUAGUGAGAACAUGAAGGCAUGACAAGAUCUGGAAGAGCUUCUGAACCAUCAAAGUCAGAGUGCUUAUGUUGAGUAGUGAUUUAAUAUUGAAUAUUUGUGUACUACUCUGACUCUUUGAAAACUGGACAUUUCAGAAUGAUGUAGUAUGGGAGAGCUCUUUACUAGCAGCACAUCGUCUUUCCUGACUUUGCUGGCUAACUGCUUACCCUCAUUUCUAUUUCUUCUAGAUAGCAUGAUGUUAUAGGAAAAAAAAGCAUGGACUCAAGUCAGAAGACCUAAACUUUGAUUUCAUAUCUCUGCCAUGCCCUAAUGACAUGACCACCUUGGACACGUCAUAUAAUCACUCUGGGUCUCAAUUUCUUUACCUGUAAAGUGAGGACAGUAAUAGUUACUUGUUAAAAUUGCCUUGAGGAUUAAAUGAUAGAAUAUAUAUAAAAUGCCUAGCAAGUGCUUAGUUCAUAGAAGACAUUUGGCAAACUUUUCUCUCCUAUGAUAAGCAUAUACAACCCAAGUUUAUUUCAGAAAAAAGAUCCUGGUGAUGUUGUUUAAGUAUGAGGUAGUGCAUAAAGACUGACUUUUCAUUGUGACCUCUGAGGGAUGUGCAGCUCAGCUUUCACCUACCCCCACUUUCAGCCAAGCCAAAAAUAAGGAUUGUUCAUUCAAACUGGAAAUGAUCUCCAGUUUGAAAAUGAGACUCCUCGUGAGCUUAUUCUAAGACCAGAGUCUGAAAAUUACUUUUCUCAAAAGUUACAAAGAAGUGUCUUCGACAGUACUUAUCAGACUAGUGACCGGCAAGUUCCUUAAUAAGGAUGGAUAAUGUUAUUAGAGUUCAAGCAAUUGUCCAGUUUGUUUCAAUGCCACAGAUUGCUUUUAAAUUUCCACAGUGAGCUUCCAUCUUGAGACCCACUCAAGACCACUGAGGGAUUACAUAAGGGUUGAUUACCCGUGCUCUACAGAGGAACAAAUUGAGACCCAGAGAUGCUAAACUGUUCUCCAGGUCACAAAGCUGAACAGCAGCAUAGCCAGAAUGGGAACAGAACUCUUCUGACUUCAAGCCCCUGCACUUUUUCCUUAACCACAUUUAUUUUAUAAAUAUUUAUGUGGUCAAAGUCUCUUUUGUAAAAUCUGAGUAUAACCUGGACUAAGUAAUCUCUGUAAGCUAAGAUGGCAGAAACCUAUUGUCAUAUUAGUUUGGGGGAACAAACAGAUAUAAGUAUGUGUUGUAGUGUUAUAGUAAGCUGUGAUGUAUCCCCCAGCAAUGUCCAAAGUGAUCAGAGCUCCUAGAUGACUUAUUACAAUGUUCGAAUACCGCUACUUCAUUCCUCCUCUCUCAGUGACCUGUCCGCCCCAAGCUUUAGAACUGAACCAUAUCCAACUUAGAACUUAUUGGAGUUUGUUGCAUUAAUGAUUGGAUCUCCUCAUGAAGGUUUUUUGACCAAUGACAGUGGAGCCACUUUAAGCUAGCCAGGCCCAAGAUAGGGAAGCACUGCUGGUCUACAUUUCUGCUCUAAUUCAUUUGUCUAUUGCAUGCAGAUAUCCCCUCCCCUGACUUCUCCAUUGCAGAAGGCUAAGGCCAUCCUUCCUGUCCACUAUCUCUACCUACACACUAACAUGCUUUUUCCCAAUUGAGCUGAAUUAGGAUCUGUUGUCCUUGAACAUUUUCUGCAGAUGUAGGCUCAGUUCUGCUCUUUUGUUCCCACCCACUUCUAGAUCUUCCUUCAUUUCAUACCUUAUUCUUAUAAGGAGUCUAAUUUUUGUGUAUUGUCCUUGAUUAGGGCAGCUGACAGCUUUACACCAAAGCUGAAGUCUCUCAUUUAAUCCUAAGCAAGGAGCUAGGGAGAACUAAGAUAUCCUUCCCCUAUCAAGGGACACAGGUUACCAGAAGGGUGGAGGUCUCUUAACAGGCUCACUCUCCUUUCAGCUUUUAAGUUAUGAUCAGGCUUAAGAAGCUCUCUCUUGUAACUGAGUGUAUUUGCAUAGACAUGUCUGUGAAAAUAAAAGCACCCAUUUUGCUAA
This is a messenger RNA of Callithrix jacchus (white-tufted-ear marmoset), 4381 nucleotides long. The record is from RefSeq and is a predicted model, not a curated record. Lineage: Eukaryota; Metazoa; Chordata; Mammalia; Primates; Cebidae.